Molecule: messenger RNA, 828 nt
Organism: Rotaria sp. Silwood1
Lineage: Eukaryota; Metazoa; Rotifera; Eurotatoria; Philodinida; Philodinidae
Source: the annotation of a GenBank genome assembly
AUGUCUGGUAGCAGUACGUCAGCCGGAGAUGUCUUAUUAUCUAAAGCCUUUGUUGUGCAUGAAAUAAAUGGUCAAUUUCAAUUGUGGGAUUUACCUCGACGUCCUAUAAAUCCUGACGAUGUUCUCAUUCGAAUUUUAUAUUGCGGUAUGUGUCAUGGUGAUAUCCAUGCGGUGAAAAAUGAAUGGAAGAAUAGCAAGUAUCCAAUGGUACCCGGCCAUGAAAUAGUAGGUAUUGUUGAAAAAGUAGGUGAUCAAGUAACUAAAGUCAAGCAAGGUGAUCAUGUUGGAGUCGGAUUCAUUGUUAAUUCCUGCCGUCAAUGCAAUCAAUGUAAAUAUUUAUCUCUUAUUCAUGAAAUUGAUUCUAAUAUAUCUGUAGGCAAGAAGAAUCUUGAACAACAUUGCACUGAAGGUUGUGUGGGAACAUUUAACAGUACCGAAAUGGACAAAAAGACGACAACAUAUGGAGGUUAUUCAAAUUUAAUUGUUGUGGUUGAACAUUUUGUAUUGAAAAUUCCCAACAACCUACCUUUGGAUAAAGUAGCUCCACUUCUUUGUGCCGGUAUUACUGUCUAUUCUGCUCUUCGUCAACAUAACGUUGGUAAAGAUACUCGAAUGGGGAUUGGAGCACCGCCGACACCUCUUGAAGUUCCACCAUUUUCUCUAAUUCAAAAACGCUUGAAUGUAACAGGUUCUUUCAUUGGUGGAAUGAAAGAAACACAAGAAAUGCUUGAUUUUAGUGGUCAACACAAUAUAACAUGUAAGAAUAUUAUUUCUGGCUUUGUUUCAGUUAGUUUUCAUCGAAUCUAUAGACAAUCAGAAUAUGGAUAG